AGCUUGUGGCGAAAAAAUGUUUAUUAAAGAAAAUUUCAACGACGGUGAGGAAAAAGAUGAGUCCAAGGACGAGACCGCAGUGGUUCGCGCUCAGACUCCAGCUCUUAUUAAUGAAAAUGUUAGUGAUGAGGGGAAGGAUAAGUUCCAGGACGACACCGUAAUGAUCUGUGCUCAGACUGCAGUGGAAAUUCAUGGUUCCAUUUCAGAUCUUAUUGAAGAAAAUCUAAAUGAUGAGGUGAUGAAUGCGUUCCAGACCGACCCCGUUGUGGUUCGUGCUCAGAGUCCAGCUCUGGAUUCUACUGAGAAAAGCUCUGCUCCAUUUCCUGAUGAUAUUAUGGAUCAAGAUCCAAAUGCGAUUGAUGAUGAAAAUAAUGUCCAGAACCCACAGGACUCACUCAUUGGCGAUUUGAAAGCCAUCGAAGACGAGCAAGAUCAAAAUGAUGAGCCGACCGUCAUAUCCUUUGAAAAUUUGAUGCAAAGCAGCGGGGAUCCCGGCCUCAUCAUUAAUCAAGAAAAAGAAGAGGAGGAGCAGACAGACUCCUCCGAUGUGGACUCGAUAAAAUCAGGUGAUCAUACAAAACUGAACACUCUGAUAAAUUCCUUGGUUCCCAAGGGUGCUAUUGAAUUGGUCAACGAGUUAGAGGGUUUGUUUAUUAACCGCAAGGCCAUCAAAAGGAAUCACGAGGGCCUAUUCUCGGCAGUUAUGACAAUAAACUCCAGGAUGUACGAAGGACAGGGAGUUUCAAAAAACUCGGCCCAGGCAGCGGCCUGCGAGAAAGCUUUGCGCGAUUUCUUCAUUGAAAAAAUGAAAGCUCAAGGAAAUGGGGAUUCAAUUAUGCCGCAGCUAGCUUCGUUUGCCAUUCACAAACUAUUCGAGAAGUGGGAGAGCGACGGAAUCGAUUGUGCAGCUCUUUAUACUGUCGAUGAGCAUGCCCCACAGAGUGCUGUCCUCCCAAAGAAGCGCAUAGUUCGCUCUACAUUGCCCAUCGACUUUAAAACCAUGCAUCCAACCUUGCUUCUCUCCUAUAUGCGCCCUAAAUCAUCUUUCAAGUACUUGGGAUCUUCAGGAGAACCUCCUAACACCCUGUUUACUAUGGGAACAAAGGUGGACAAGCAGGAGUUCGAGGCUACUGGGACUUCUAAAAAGAGGGCACGUCUGAAUGUGGCCGUGCUAGCAUGCAACACUCUGUUCGGUACCAACCUUAAUCCAAUCCGUUAA
Messenger RNA from Drosophila takahashii, 1219 nucleotides. It is a transcript of the gene blanks, whose product is annotated as blanks. Lineage: Eukaryota; Metazoa; Arthropoda; Insecta; Diptera; Drosophilidae. Gene Ontology annotation, biological process: siRNA processing; regulation of regulatory ncRNA processing. Gene Ontology annotation, molecular function: double-stranded RNA binding; siRNA binding. Gene Ontology annotation, cellular component: cytoplasm; nucleus; RISC complex. The record is from RefSeq and is a predicted model, not a curated record.